Apus apus (common swift) is the source of this 432-nucleotide messenger RNA. RefSeq names its product electron transfer flavoprotein regulatory factor 1 (gene ETFRF1). The coding region runs from base 94 to 354 and encodes 86 amino acids. Gene Ontology annotation, cellular component: mitochondrion. The record is from RefSeq and is a predicted model, not a curated record. The transcript has 3 exons. Gene Ontology annotation, biological process: respiratory electron transport chain. Lineage: Eukaryota; Metazoa; Chordata; Aves; Apodiformes; Apodidae.
CGGUGACGCGCGGCCGUAAAGCGAGGCGGGCGCGGCUGCCGGCGCGGGUAAAAAUAAAUAGCAGACGAGAACAGAGUCCACUGAAAUGUGAGAAUGGCCAGUUCUUUAAGAGGUGAAGUGUUGAAUCUGUACAAAAAUCUGCUGUACCUCGGAAGGGAGUAUCCCAAAGGAGCGGACUACUUUAGAAGCCGUUUGAAAGCAGCUUUCCUAAAGAAUAAAGAUGUGAAAGACCCUGAAAAAAUUAAGCAACUAAUUGCACGGGGAGAGUUUGUUAUGAAAGAGCUGGAGGCUUUGUACUUCCUCAGGAAGUACAGAGCCCUGAAACAGCGCUACUACAGCGACGACAGGCGGUGACUGCUGUUAAUGGCUCUGCGUGUAACGACACAAAUCCCUAAGGAUAAACAAUAAAAAGAGCUGUAACCCCGGAAGAAA